Molecule: messenger RNA, 2189 nt
Organism: Hemiscyllium ocellatum (epaulette shark)
Lineage: Eukaryota; Metazoa; Chordata; Chondrichthyes; Orectolobiformes; Hemiscylliidae
Gene: mcph1
Product: microcephalin 1
Exons: 7
Coding region: 124-1941 (605 amino acids)
Biological process (GO): mitotic cell cycle; DNA repair
Cellular component (GO): nucleus
Molecular function (GO): DNA binding; zinc ion binding; ubiquitin-protein transferase activity
Source: RefSeq, a predicted model, not a curated record
AGUAAAUCUCUAGUUUCCAUACAUGCUUGUGCAGAACAUGUAGACCAACAUUCCACACCUGAAUCUUUGGCUGACAGUUUCCAUUUGGUGUCAGCUAAUUGUGAUUUAAUCAACAAAACCUCAAUGAGGAGAACUAAAAAAACAGUUGCAGCAACAAAAUUAGUUUUUCCGAAGGAAAGGAGUUCAUUGGCUUCAUCUGAUGGCACUGGCACAUCAACAAGCUCAUGUAAUGUGCAAAGGAAUAGAAAAUAUUCUGAAGGAGGAUGUCUACAGGCUUUGGACCAUGCAACACAGGAACUUAAAGGUUGUAAUAAUAAAAGGAAAGCAAAUAUAAAUUUGCCCUCCCCAGGGCAAGCAUCCAGCUCUGUUAAAGAAGGUGAUAUUGCAGAAAUGAAUUCCAUAUUGAAUGUACAUCAUAAAAGUAAUAUCUCACCUUUGAAGCACAAAUGUUCCUCUUCAAGUAAAAAAAAUCCAACUAGCUCUAAGAAAAAUAGUGACUUAUGUAAACCCCAAUUUGAUCAUGUAACACCUACUAGAAAUGAAUUAUGUGAAGCAAGACCUUUUUCAAGCAGAUCCCCUUGUGAUUACACCAUGUCAGAGGUAUAUGAGGAUUUCUUUUCUCCUGGCAAUUUGAAUGGUCAAAGUAAGUCAAGACUACCAUUACAUGUGUUUCCACCUGAAUCACCAAGUCCUCCCAAAAUAAAUUCUGUAUGUGUUAAGCAGAAGAGAAAACUACAAGGAACUAAUCAGCCAAGUUCUAUAGCUAGAACAAAAAGAAUGAAGGCUAUGACAAAUUUCAAUGCUUCAGAGCAGCUGAAUCCUGGUGUUUGUAAUUCAAAUGAAUCUUUGAAUAUGAUUACAGUAAUUGACAAUAAUAACCCAUAUAAACAAAAUGAUGCACAACAUCCAGUAGCUACAAGAAUUCAUAACCGAAGGAAGUUUUGUAUAAAACAACUACUUGAACAUUUUCUUGAUGAAUCAGAGGAAUUGCCAAGCAAUAAAUUGUCUUUGAAGAAAGGGUCAGGUUUUCCCAAGGGUAAUGGCGAAAGAAAAUUUGAUUUAUUUUCAAAUGAUUCUCCUCCAACUUAUUUUUAUGAUCAUAUGAGCGGAGUAAAUCAUUCAUCAAAUUUGCAUAAUGAAACAAAAAACAACACUCUAACUUCUCUAAAGUUUACCGAUCAGUUGAAUAAGGAGCAAAAUGAAAUGGAAAAAGUGCAACACCACCAAAAGAAUGUGUUAUCUAAAGAAAUCUUAACUGCUGGCAAUGAUAUGGAAGAUAAGCAUCUUCAUGAACCCUGCCAAAGUCAUAAUAAGAAGUAUACAACUGAACUAACACGUACUACAAUUGGAUGCAAAAGGAAGACGAAAAAGCCAAGCAGAACACUAGUCAUGACGAGUAUGCCUUCAGAGAAUCAGAUUAUUGUAAUGCAAGUUGUGAAACACCUCGGUGGCUUUUUGUUCUCGGACCAAGUGAAUGAAACAACUACUCAUGUUGUCGCAGGACACCCACGACGUACAUUGAAUGUCUUAUUUGGAAUUGCCCAGGGAUGUUGGAUUUUGUCCUUUGACUGGAUUCUUUGGUCUUUGGAGCAAGGGUUUUGGGUUCCUGAAGAGCCCUAUGAACUAUCAGCCCAAUUUCCGGCAGCAACUAUCUGCAGGUUAGAAAAACAGUCAGCAAUAGGAUCCUAUCGGCAGGAUUUAUUUGCAAAUCAGCCUCUGAUCUUCAUUUCACCCAGAAGUGAACCACCUACCUUAAUGCUUGAGAAACUGAUCCAGUUGUGUGGGGGCAAGGUGUGCAAAACUUUACGCAAAGCUGAAAUUUGUAUUGGACAGUACAAGGGAAAGAGACCUCCUGGAAAUCGACACUUGUCAGAAGGUUGGAUACUGGAUUGUAUUACCCAACAUGAGCUCUGCUCCAUUGACAACUACAGAAUCGAAUAGUUGAAAGCUCUGAUGAUAAAUGUACUGUAGAAGAUAAAUCUACUUCAGUCAUUAAAUAUAUUGUGUUCCUUUCAAGAAAGCUUAUACAUAAGAACAAUAGGUCACAUUUUAUAAGUAAAUGUCUACUUGACAAUUUUUGUUUACUAAUGGUGUGCUGUAUAAAGGGAACCACCUGUAAACUGAGGCAUCCUCAAUCUUUUUGAAUCAUUGAGUGUAGUGUGAUUUUAAAGUGCUUGAAUAUGUUUUAU